UCUCAAAUUACUGGAUGCAAAACACAAGGACAAAUUGCUUUAACUUAUAGUGAAGGACCGAGUGAUGUUAGUGCUAAAAUUGCUCGUCAAUUAAACAAGGCGGAUGCUCGUGCCAAUUUCUUUGUGAAUGCUACAUGGCUUUACACUCAACAAUAUGCAAUGGUCCUUCAAAACAUCUACAAUGCUGGCCACUUUAUUGGUAUGACGUAUCGCGUUCCUGGUGAUAAUCCCUCUGCUUUAUCUGAUGAAGAACUCCGUAACGAUAUCUUAAAUAAUGCUCAUACUGUUGAAAGUGUCAUUCAGGUAGCGCCCAAAUACGUGCGUCUUCAUUAUACUGAAGAAAAAGAUGUACGUACCGAGAACAUGUUGAGAGAGCUUGGGUUUGUUAUUGUCAACUAUAAUCUGGAUAGUCUUGAUUACCUCAAGAAGGAUGCUACAGGGCCCAAUUCCAUUCAACAAGUCUAUUCAGACACAUUUAAGAAAUACAAGGAUACAUACGAUGCCAAGGGCUCAUUUAUCUCAAUUCAAUACGACUUGCCCUUUACAGGGUCAUUGGAUGCUGUACCUCAUAUCAUCAAUACGAUUGCUGAAGAAGGCUACAGUAUGGUUCGAAUGGAUGGCUGCUUAAACGAUCCUACUCCCUACAAGAAAUGUAAGUAG
Messenger RNA from Gilbertella persicaria, 660 nucleotides. RefSeq lists its product as uncharacterized. Gene Ontology annotation, biological process: carbohydrate metabolic process. The annotation marks the transcript as partial. NCBI's taxonomy places the organism in Eukaryota, Fungi, Mucoromycota, Mucoromycetes, Mucorales, Choanephoraceae. Gene Ontology annotation, molecular function: hydrolase activity, acting on carbon-nitrogen (but not peptide) bonds. The record is from RefSeq and is a predicted model, not a curated record. The transcript has 2 exons.